ACCCCAGGCCAUUUCUCCUGGACGGAGAGUUAUUACCGCUCCACCAUGCCUCAAGGCUCGCAGGCAAGAGAAUAUGGCCGUCCGGAAGUUUUCCAGCAAAUCUGGGAUAUCCUCGAUCAUCAGCCGAUCUGCUCGGUUCAGCCCAUCGACUUGAAUUUCCUGGAGGAGCAAACGGAAAAUGGCCCCGCGAACAAAAUUGAGAUCAGCAUGGAUUGCAUUCGGAUGCAGGAUUCGGAGAUCAGAGACCCAAUGUGGCCACAGUAUACAAACCUGGGGCUCCUCAACAGCAUGGACCAGCAGAUCCAAAAUGGCUCCUCGUCCACAAGCCCGUACAACACGGACCACGCUCAGAACAGCGUGACGGCACCCUCCCCCUACGCCCAGCCCAGCUCAACCUUUGACGCCCUCUCGCCCUCGCCGGCCAUCCCCUCCAACACAGACUACCCAGGACCUCACAGCUUUGACGUCUCAUUUCAACAAUCCAGCACUGCCAAGUCGGCCACAUGGACGUACUCCACCGAACUGAAGAAGUUGUACUGCCAGAUCGCCAAGACGUGUCCCAUUCAGAUCAAGGUGAUGACCCCCCCUCCCCAGGGUGCCGUCAUCCGUGCCAUGCCCGUUUACAAGAAAGCGGAGCACGUCACCGAGGUGGUGAAGCGCUGCCCCAACCACGAGCUCAGCCGGGAAUUCAACGAAGGUCAAAUAGCUCCUCCCAGCCACCUGAUUAGAGUGGAAGGAAACAGCCACGCUCAGUAUGUGGAGGACCCCAUCACUGGCAGGCAGAGUGUUCUGGUCCCCUACGAGCCACCGCAGGUCGGCACAGAAUUCACCACCGUCUUGUACAAUUUCAUGUGCAACAGCAGUUGCGUCGGGGGCAUGAACAGGCGCCCGAUCCUUAUCAUCGUGACGCUUGAAACCAGAGAUGCCAGCCCUCCCCGUGGCUGUGAGCUAACAGACCCCCCAUUUUCUCCAUCCUCCAGCGGGCAAGUCCUGGGGCGCCGGUGCUUCGAGGCUCGGAUCUGCGCUUGCCCGGGCAGGGACCGCAAAGCCGACGAGGACAGCAUUCGGAAGCAGCAGGUCUCCGACAGCACAAAGAACGGUGAUGGUACGAAGAGGCCCUUCCGGCAGAAUACACACGGCAUCCAGAUGACUUCGGUCAAAAAACGGCGCACUCCCGAUGAUGAGCUGCUAUACCUACCAGUGCGAGGCCGGGAGACUUAUGAGAUGCUGCUGAAGAUCAAGGAGUCUCUGGAGCUGAUGCAGUACCUCCCCCAACACACCAUUGAGACGUACCGGCAGCAGCAGCAGCAACAACAACAACACCAGCACCUGUUGCAGAAACAGAAUUCCAUCCAGUCCCAGUCUUCCUAUGGCUCCACCUCUCCUCCGCUCGGAAAGAUGAACAGCAUGAACAAGCUGCCCUCUGUCAGCCAGCUCAUCAACCCACAGCAGCGGAAUGCCCUGACGCCCACCUCGAUGCCCGACAGCAUGGGAGCCAACAUUCCAAUGAUGGGGGCCCACAUGGCAAUGGCCGGCGACAUGAACGGGCUCAGCCCAACCCAGACGUUGCCCCCUACCCUCUCCAUGCCAUCGACAUCCCACUGCACCCCACCACCUCCCUACCCAACAGACUGCAGCAUUGUCAGUUUCUUAGCAAGGCUGGGCUGUUCCUCCUGCGUGGAUUAUUUCACGGCGCAAGGGCUGACCACCAUCUAUCAGAUUGAACACUACUCCAUGGAUGAUCUGGUGAGCCUCAAAAUCCCGGAGCAAUUCCGCCAUGCCAUUUGGAAAGGCAUCAUGGAUCACCGGCAGAUCCACGACUUCUCCUCCGCCCCCCACCUCCUGCGCAACCCUGGGGCCGCCUCCGCGGUCAGCGUGGGCCCCAGCGAGACCCGCGGGGAGCGUGUCAUCGACGCCGUGCGCUUCACCCUCCGCCAGACCAUCUCCUUCCCUCCCCGCGACGAGUGGAGCGACUUCAACUUUGACCUGGAUGCCCGCCGCAACAAGCAGCAGCGCAUCAAGGAGGAAGGGGAGUGAGGAACCAGCCUGCUGUGGCUCUCCCUCCCUGCCUCCCCCUGCCCCACACCGAUGGACCUCUGGGCUGCUCCUGCCUCUCCCUGCUACUCUGAGGUGGUGCGAGGGGCUUGGAGAGGGCAGGGGGGUGGCAUGUGCUCUUCAGCGCUAGCUUGCAGCCUCCAUGCUUUGCCGGAAGCGCAGCUGUUUUGUAUUUUCUCGCAAGCCAUAGCUUUCGUUUGUUGGGGAGGGGGAGGGGUGUCUGGAGAAAUGCGGAUUCCCCCAGUUGUGGCACUUGACCCUUCCCGCUUCCGCCGAACUGGACCAGCUGCAGUGUGCCCCCACGUGUGACCAGACCAAAUAUCCCGUGCAAACUUCUGUAUGGAUCCCUUUCUGUGUGGAUCCCUUUCUCAGGUGCCUUUCCAGGUGCUUGUUUUAAGGGUUUUAAGGGUUCAAUGCUUUUGGGGAGGCCUCUCAUCUGUGACAGCAUUGCCUAGUGGUUGGAGUUUGAUAUUUCCAAGUUUGAAUAAUGACAUCUUAACAACACUGAGGUUCAGGGUGCGAUGCACAUUGGACUCCAUGGCCAAUCUGGCCAUCACAUGCUCUGCAUAGUGGGUUUCCUGCUGUCCAACCUUUCAUUUUAAGUUUUGCUUUUGGGGGUUAGAGAUGGUUUUUUGGUUGGGGUAGUCCACUUCAUUCCUUCACCCCCGCCAAUUCUUCCUUCAGCAGCAAAUGCAAAGAAACUCUUGACCAGGAAUUCCUUAGCAGAUUCCCUUUGAGAUCACCAAAUAUGCCUGCCCGCCCCCCCAUUAUAUUUGGGCUUGCGAAAUCUCCCCUUGAAGCAAACGUGUAAAUACGAGGAGAGUUGCCUCUGCGUCAGAUUUCACUUACCAUUUCAAUGAGUGGGUUAUUUGAGCAAGAUCUCGGAUUUUCCUUAACUUCUGAUCAGGGUUUCAUGAAUCGCCUUGCCACAUAAAUGCAGUCGGGGGCUGGCUUCUGUGGUUGGAUCUGUAUUUUCCCUUCUUUCCUUCCUUUCUCACCACCUGCCUUUCAGGAAAACUAGUUCCUGAGAUAUCUGCUGUAGACUGACUGCACUAGACAAGACAUGCUAGAGACCAUGAAUUCCCAAUGGGGCAGAUCUUCCUGGUGUUUUCGUGCCUGUUUACUGUCCUGUCAUCUCGUUCUACCAUGCAAGAGUCUUUCCCUGAACCCCUUUCCCUCUCCUCAACACAUCCCCAGGCUGCAAAUUUCUACUGACAAACCCACUACUGCCAAAUAGGCUCUGACUUCUUGCAGAUACGUUCCUCUCGCGCCUAGAAUGGAGUCAAUGAACUUUUCUUUUUUCCAUGUAAACAUUGUAAGUACAGUUUUGUUUUGUUCUAUGUAUAAUUUUGUCAUGUACUUGGUCAAUCAUUUAUUGAGGGGUGGGGUUUUUUUUGAUAAAAAAAUGUAUUUCUCUUUGGGGAUUUGGGGCUUUUCAGAACCACAUUUUGUUUGCAUUUUUUUAUUUUUUUUAUUUUUUAAAGAAACAAACAAACCACACGAUUUUAUGGGAAAGGCUUAUAUCUGCGUAAUGACUUUCAAAGUGUUUGUGAUAUUGACCUUAAUGAAACACGAUUACAAAGAGAGGAGGGGAGUGAUUGCAAAAAAAACCCCUCUCUCGGGGG
Molecule: messenger RNA, 3680 nt
Organism: Lacerta agilis (Sand lizard)
Lineage: Eukaryota; Metazoa; Chordata; Lepidosauria; Squamata; Lacertidae
Gene: TP63
Product: tumor protein p63
Exons: 13
Coding region: 46-2037 (663 amino acids)
Biological process (GO): regulation of transcription by RNA polymerase II; apoptotic process; protein tetramerization
Cellular component (GO): nucleus
Molecular function (GO): RNA polymerase II cis-regulatory region sequence-specific DNA binding; protein binding; DNA-binding transcription factor activity, RNA polymerase II-specific
Source: RefSeq, a predicted model, not a curated record